CUCUCUGUCACAUUUCGCGGAGAAAAUGUCCAAACUUUUGCCACUCCUAACCGUUGCGUUUGUAUUGAUGCCAAUAAGUCGAGCUUGUAAUAACAAUAAAGGCGAAUUAUUCAUGCCAAAAGAACUAGGUCCGGGCUACUACUGGACAUUAAAUCCCGACAAUGUGUUUGGUGGACUUUACCGUCAGUUAAACGCCAAUGUUCCAGCAUUCCCAGGGCCUUUUAUCCCACCAUAUCAACGGCGUACUUUCCAAAAUUCAAAUAAAAGACCUCCACUCAACUUUAGGCUGUCUAACAAAUAUUUCCCAAAGGAAAAAAAUUACGAUAACAAUCAGCAAGCCGAAGGCCGAUUAGCUCUUGGUGGUCUGAAGGCAUCUCUCAUCAACGCUGGGCUAUUCAACAAUCGAUUCACGCCAGCCAACACGUGGAGGCCGUUUUCCAACCUUGCCAACAAGUCGCCCGUAUCUCUAAAUCCCAAUUUGGAAAACUCGAUCUCAACUUUCGACGGAUGCACGUCACCUAACGGGGAAUCCGGAAUUUGCGCUCCAGGAAACAUCUGCGCGCUAUUCGGCGGUCGGCCGAGCGGUUCCUGCCUUCUGGGCAAAGUUUGCUGCAUCAAUGCCAUUUCAAAAUGUGGAGCGAGUGUAACCCUCAACAACACUUUCUGGCAAUCUCCAGCGACCAUUAGCGCCCCGUCUACUUGUUCGCUAACUGUCAAACUGGACGCCAAGUAUCUUGAACAAAAGAUGCCUAUCUGUCAAGUCCGUUUGGAUUUUAUUUCGUUCACGACCGCCCAACCGACAGCCGGAACCUGCACGGAAACGUUUCAAGUUAGCGGAUCAAUUAAUCCGGUGCCAAUUAUUUGUGGCGACAACAGCGGACAGCACAUGUAUCUAAACGUCCCGUCAUCCGACACUACUCCAACUGACGUCCGUUUAAUGUUCAAUUUCCUAGCUGGGGCCGGCAGUGGUUCGCGUUCAUGGAAAAUCAAAAUCGCUAUGCUCCCGUGCGGAGCCUCAUACCUCGCCCCGAAAGAUUGCCUGCAAUUUUUCAGCUCAUCUUCCGGUACCGUCAAAUCGUUUAAUUGGAUGGACGUCGCUGGCGCCGCCACCCGUCAACUCAACAAUCAAAAUUACGACAUUUGCUUCCGGACUGCGGAAGUUAACAACCAGGUCGCAAAUCGGUUGUGCGUGUCAGUUUGCGCUGUGACAAAUGGUGGCGACGCUUUCUCCAUCACUUCGAUUCCGGUUUUGGCCAACACUGCCAAUUCCGCAGUUGGCACAGUUACUCCCAACCCGGCACCUCCACCGGCAGUUGAUAUCGCCGUUUGCCUCUACGAUUUUCUCCUCAUCGCCCAAGGGACAGAUCCGGCCACCGGAGUAGUUGCGGAUCGUUUUUGCGGGAAUCAAUUGAAUCCGGCACUGGCCGGAGCACCCACCAGCGUCUUAGUGUGCACUCGGACUAGACCGUUCAGGCUCACCUAUCAAACGGACAAUACGGAAGGCGCGGUGGUUGUGAAUCCGGCGACGGGGAUUUUAGUUCCGGCGUUUGGAGAUGCGGGAAACGUUGGAUUUUGUCUCGACUUUCAACAGAGAACGAAUUAAAUUGUACUGCUAUUGUUACCCUCGUAUUUCAUUGUAAACGUAAACAUUGUCAUGUAGCGCCUAUGUAUCUAGUUAUCCGGCUGCGUCAUCAUUUCGAUUCGGCAAUACUAUAUUACACGAGUUAUUUAAUGAA
Messenger RNA from Daphnia pulex (common water flea), 1736 nucleotides. RefSeq lists its product as uncharacterized. Lineage: Eukaryota; Metazoa; Arthropoda; Branchiopoda; Diplostraca; Daphniidae. The record is from RefSeq and is a predicted model, not a curated record. The transcript has 9 exons. The coding region runs from base 26 to 1603 and encodes 525 amino acids.